AUGUCGUCGCUUCUCGGUCAGGUCAUCCUCCACCCCAAGGUCUCCCAGGCCAUGGCUGUCCUCGCAACCACAAUCGGUCGCGACAAGACCUACCGUCUCAUCCAGUAUGUGGCGCGUAUCCUUGCCUGGAGCUUUGCCCGUCAAGGUGCCGUCGACCUCGCCAAGCGCUUUGACGCUCUCAAGGCCGCGCUGGGUUCUGGUCGCAAACUCUUCCGUGUCUUCAAGCCCGUGGAGAACCUCCAGUCGGCGCUCAACAUUGCCGAGAGGCCAUUCGUCAAGAUCUCGGGCGCAGAGCAGGUUGCCCAGCUCACCCAGUUCCUCCGCCAGGUCGCGUAUGCCGUCUUCCUGGGUACCGACUCGCUCGUGUGGCUCCAGAGCGUAAAGGUCCUGCGUCUUGACAAGGACAAGGCGGCCAAGGUGGCCAAGACCUCGAUGCAGGCCUGGAUCAUUGGUCUGACCCUCUCGCUGAUCUCGUCGUCGGCAUCGCUCGUCAACCUCCGCGCCCAGAGCCGCCGCUUUGCUCUUCGUGCCGACAUUGCCCGCAAGGACGAGAAGGGCCCCGACGCUGCCGCCGACGAGGCCGAGCGCCGCAAGCAGGGUCGCGCUCUCCUCGCCCAGCGCCAGCUCAUCAUGUCGCAGCUCAUCACUGACGCCUUUGACUUCUGGAUCCCCUCCAACUUCCUUGGCUACUCGAACCUCAACGAGGGUGUUGUUGGCUUCCUUGGUGCUACCACUUCGUACAUGGCUCUCCAGAAGUGCUGGCGCAAGGCUGGCGCUGCCGCCAAGUAG
This is a messenger RNA of Apiotrichum porosum, 789 nucleotides long. RefSeq names its product Peroxisomal membrane protein PMP27 (gene PEX11). Gene Ontology annotation, cellular component: peroxisomal membrane. Lineage: Eukaryota; Fungi; Basidiomycota; Tremellomycetes; Trichosporonales; Trichosporonaceae. Gene Ontology annotation, biological process: regulation of peroxisome size; peroxisome fission. The coding region runs from base 1 to 789 and encodes 262 amino acids. The transcript is spliced from 7 exons. The record is from RefSeq and is a predicted model, not a curated record.